Alligator mississippiensis (American alligator) is the source of this 729-nucleotide messenger RNA. RefSeq names its product histone H2A, sperm-like. Gene Ontology annotation, molecular function: protein heterodimerization activity; structural constituent of chromatin; DNA binding. The record is from RefSeq and is a predicted model, not a curated record. NCBI's taxonomy places the organism in Eukaryota, Metazoa, Chordata, Crocodylia, Alligatoridae. Bases 227 to 640 code for a protein of 137 amino acids. Gene Ontology annotation, cellular component: nucleosome. The transcript has 3 exons.
UGCUAAUGAGCUGGCUACUACUCUGAGUGUUAAAAGGAGACAGCUGGCCCCUACAGAAAGAGAACUCUAUUAGUUUCAGGUAGUAGUGUUCCUAGGAGGAGGACUGAGAAAAAGGCUUGGAAGAAGGAUCUAAGCAAUUAAUCUAGUAAACUAUUACUGGUGAGAUAACCUCCUUUUAAAGAUCAGGAUUGUUAUCUUAGAAGAAGAACUAAAGAUUGAUACCAGAAUGUCUGGAUGUGAAAAGAAAAAUGUGAAAUCCCCAGCUGUGUCAAAGAAAACCAAGUCUGCAAAAGCUGGGCUGCAAUUCCCAGUUGGCCGUGUGCAUCGGCUACUCAGAAGAGGGCACUAUGCUGAGAGAAUUGGUGCUGGAGCUCCAGUGUACCUGGCUGCAGUGCUGGAAUAUCUGAGUGCUGAGAUAUUGGAAAUGGCAGGAAAUGCUGCACGUGAAAACAAGAGAAGCAGGAUAGGGCCACGACACAUCCAGCUGGCAGUAAGGAACGAUGAAGAGCUGAAUAGUCUGUUUGCAGGUGUGACCAUUGCUGAAGGAGGGGUCAUGCCCAAUAUCCUCUCCCAGCUUCUUCCCAAGAAAACAAAAUCUUCUAGUCCAGGACAGAAAGAUGGCCAGUCACAGGAAUUCUAGUAGCUGUUAAGUUCGCUACCUCUGGGAUGGGUUUCCUCCAUAACUGUUAAUUUAUCAUGCCUACAGACUCUUGAUUUUUUUUUUUUUAA